AUGCCCAUGGGAUCUCCAUCAUCACCAGUUAUAGCGGACAUCAUUAUGGAAGAGUUACUCAAAAAAUUCGAACAAGAAUCGGUCAAUAAGCCACGACUUCUUACUAAGGUGAUACCAGAAUGGAUCCGUAACACGACUAGCAUACAAAUUCCAACCGAUAUUCAGUGGCUUCUUUCUCUGGGUCCUAAACAUGCCUUACCCAUAGACAACAAAGAAUUUCCACUAUUUAAAGAAAUUGCAGACGGGGAGAACUAUAUACAAACAAUUAAAGACAAAGAGAAACAAGAGAUGGAAAGAAACAACUUGACGACACUGCCACGUGACCACCUCAACAAGAAGACAACUUCAGUUAGAGAUAAAUUUAUAAGUGAUACCCUACGUUCCGCAAAACUGUUCUUAAAAAAUCAUAAAGAGCUUUUGAUCCUUAAUGCCGAAAAGGGCAAUGUAACUGUGUUGAUGGAUAAAUCAGAAUAUGACAUAAAAAUGCAGACUAUAGUCAACGAUAUUUCCACAUACAAAGUUUUAAAACGUGAUCCUACUAAUAGACUACAGGACAAGAACAACGAACUAGUUGAGAAAAUGUUCAGUAAUAAAAUUAUUGAUGUAAAAGAAAAGAAUGCGCUUUUGUGUAAAACAGCCAAUCCACCACGAAUCUAUGGCUUACCAAAGAUUCACAAAGAAGGAAAUCCACUCAGACCUAUUUGUUCGUCCGUCAAUUCCCCGUCUAACAAUUUAUGUAAAUAUGACGUCAAAAUCCUGAAAAAUGUAACCAUGUCCUCCGUAUAUAAUGUCAAAGACGCGAUCGAAUUCAAGAACAAGAUCAAGGAUACAUAUGUUUAUGAUGAUGAGAGUCUAGUGUCGUUCGAUGUUGUGUCAUUGUUUCCGAGUAUUCCAGUGGAUUUGGCCCUUGAAAUCAUAGCUUCAAAGUGGGAAGAUAUAAAAGAGUACACAUAUAUGUCUAAAGAACUUUUUUUGACUGUGCGCUCAGGUAUGCCCAUGGGAUCUCCAUCAUCACCAGUUAUAGCGGACAUCAUUAUGGAAGAGUUACUCAAAAAAUUCGAACAGGAGUCGGUCAAUAAACCACGACUUCUUACUAAAAUUGGCGAACUGAACUGA
Messenger RNA from Rhagoletis zephyria (snowberry fruit fly), 1116 nucleotides. RefSeq lists its product as uncharacterized. Lineage: Eukaryota; Metazoa; Arthropoda; Insecta; Diptera; Tephritidae. The record is from RefSeq and is a predicted model, not a curated record.